Tribolium castaneum (red flour beetle) is the source of this 616-nucleotide messenger RNA. RefSeq lists its product as uncharacterized. The record is from RefSeq and is a predicted model, not a curated record. The transcript is spliced from 3 exons. Lineage: Eukaryota; Metazoa; Arthropoda; Insecta; Coleoptera; Tenebrionidae. The coding region runs from base 195 to 452 and encodes 85 amino acids.
UGCCUGCAGCCACAAGUGCUCCAAAAUUUCCUCAAUUUUAAAAAUUCCAGGAAAUUUCUAUUUCUGUGAGCUACUUGCGAUUUCCUAGACCUCGACAUGAUUCCAAAACAAUUAUUUUCUCAUUCAACAAACACUGGGAUUCUAACGUCAGCGAUUUUUUUGAGUUAAAUUGCAAUAAACAAAAAUAAAUUAGAAUGAGUGAGAAAAAAGCCCCGGCGCCUGGCGAAGGCCUUAGAUCUCUCAGAAGUACAACAUUGUUUAGAGCUGUGAAUUUUGAAUUAUACGUAAAACCAAAUUUGGUAAUAAUGGGAUUAGGACUAGUGGCUUUUACGGGGUGUUUGGGCUAUAUUGCAUAUAUGAGGAACAAGUAUGACGCACUUGGGUAUUACCCUGCAAUUCAGGAGGACGGACGAGAGGAAUAUGUGAAACGGAAGUCGAAAUGGGACGAUUGAGUAGUUAUUAGUUCCAAAAUAGUUUUUCUUGUAAAUAGUAAAUGAUUCAACCACAGGAUUCAAGGUUGGCGCCUUGACAGCUGUACCAAUCGUCAAACUUGUGUCACUUUUAAAUUAUUAAUUUAUUGUUUAAUCACUUGUAUAAAUAAAUUCAUAUUGUUGUA